UGAUGUAGUCACAUGUUUACGGUUGGUCACAUGACUUUGUUUAAAGUAUCCUAGUGCUAGCAUAGCCACACAGCAAAUGUUACGGUUUCCAUUGUUUUGAGUGCACUGACAAUUAUGGCGGGGAUGGGAGAAGAGGAAGACCUUAUAACUGAAGAGGAUCCCCUCACUGGGCAGGGUGAUGGCAGCGCCCGGGCUAGAAGAUCCCCGUGUAGUGACCCGGCUCACUGGCUACACCGAAUUGUGGUUCUGGUGUUUAUGUGUUUCCUUGGGUUUGGAAGUUACUUCUGCUACGACAACCCCGCUGCUCUUCAGACGCAAGUCAUUCAGGACAUGAAGUUGAACACGUCCGGGUUCAUGCAGCUCUACGCCUGGUACUCUUGGCCCAACGUGGUGCUGUGCUUCCUGGGCGGGUUUCUCCUGGACAGAGUAUUUGGCAUCAGGUUAGGGACCAUCAUCUUUGCCUCAUUUGUGUUUGUGGGGCAGAUCAUUUUUGCCAGCGGCGCUCUGUUCAACCGUUUCUGGUUGAUGGAGGCGGGCCGAUUUGUCUUUGGGAUCGGGGGUGAAUCGCUAGCGGUGGCCCAGAACACGUAUGCGGUGAACUGGUUCAAGGGCAAGGAGCUCAACCUGGUGUUCGGCCUGCAGCUCAGCAUGGCACGACUGGGUAGCACAGUGAACAUGAACAUCAUGGGCUGGGUGUAUGACCGCAUAAAGGACCUGAUGGGCUCCGCUGGCCCCACCACACUGGGCAUCGCCCUCAUGAUCGGUGCGACUACCUGUCUGUUCUCCCUGGCGUGUGCCCUGGUGCUGGGCUUCCUGGACAGGAGAGCUGAGAGGAUCCUCAAAAAAGAGCAGGGCAAGACCGGGGAAGUGAUCAAGCUGACCGAUGUGAAGGACUUUCCGUUGCAGCUCUGGCUCAUCUUCAUCAUCUGUGUGUGCUACUAUGUGGCCAUCUUCCCCUUCAUCGGACUGGGACAAGUGUUCUUCAUCGAGAAGUUUGACUUUUCCCCUGCAGAGGCGAGAGCCAUUAACAGUAUCGUGUACAUCAUCUCGGCGCCGGCCUCUCCUGUGCUAGGCUUCAUGGUGGACAGGACGGGGAAGAACGUCCUGUGGGUGGCCUGUGCCAUCCUGGCCACGCUCACCGCUCACAUGAUGCUCGCCUUCACCUUCUGGAACCCCUGGAUCGCCAUGAGUCUGAUGGGACUGGCGUACUCUCUGCUGGCCUGUGCUCUCUGGCCCAUGGUGUCCUUUGUGGUGCCUGAGCAUCAGCUUGGAACGGCCUAUGGCUUCAUGCAGUCUAUUCAGAAUCUUGGCUUGGCUCUUAUCGCCAUGGCAGCAGGAGCCAUUUUGGACAACCGUGGUUACCUCUUCCUGGAAGUGUUCUUCUGUGCCUGCAUAUGCAUGGCACUGAUAGCGGUGGUGAUGCUCUACUUGGUGAAUCUAUUAAGAGGCGGGGAUCUGAACCUGUCCGCCUCAGCCCGGGCCAGACUGCAGAAGAGUAGCUCUGCACACUCCCAGUAAGAGAUCCACGCACAGCUGGGCCUCUGCCUGUGUGCACGGUGAUGCUCCUGCUCACUGGGUCUGCUUUGACUGUCACUGGCCCCCCGCCUAGCAGACUUGUUCCUCAGUGCCACAGAAAGUCCCCCAUUCUCAUCUCGGGUGCGUCACUCGGCAUUCUGGGAAACUAUGUCUCGUGUGUGUGUGUGUGUGUGUGUGUGUGUGUGUGCAUCCGGUCAUGGUACACACCAGAGUUCUUUUCCACUUUUUAUCGGACUUAUUCUACUACCCCACCACACAUCACACACACACACACACCCAUCCACCCCACACACACACACACACACACACACACACACACACACACACACACACACACACACACACACAUAGCGGACACUCUCAGGUGCCCAUCUUUGUCCUCAUCUCAGCAUCUCAGUCGGUUUCCAAAAGACUCCAGAAGACUCGUCCUAGUGUGUUUGCAUGUGUAGGGUCCCUAAAGGCAAGCCUUCACAUGAACACAAAUUAGGGAUGGGAAGUUCAUUUGAAAAUAAAAAAAUGACUAGUUAUUCCAUUAUUUGUUCAUGAAUGUGAUACAAACAAACCAAAAACGCUUUGUUUUUCAGACUUUUGAUUUUAUGGUCAAAUUUUUAUCGUUGUUCACAACAUUUUAAAAACGGCCUCAGGGCUGAAACUUUUAUAUUUAAUGUCUCUGAUUUCUGUGACCUGGAAGUCAAUCCGAAGUCACUUUCUUGGUCUUUUAGGUCACAUGAUACAUGUGUCAUCGUUGCCAAUUUGGCGACUUUUGGCCAUCCAUGGCGACAGAAAAUCUUGUCUCCGCGACUAGCGACAAAUUGGGCUACUUUUCGCAACGACAGCAAACUCUGUUUUGUUGUUGAAUCGUCAGAAAAUCAUCUCCCUUCUCAUGCUUUUUCGUUUGUGAACAUUGCGUUCGCCCAAAGCGUUGCCAAAGCGAGACACAGCACUCCAAAAGUCCUCCAUAGAAAUGCAUGGGGUUAGUUUGUAACGCCAAUAUGGCAGUUGUCUAAGCAUAUCACACCUAUCACCCUUCUGCGGCAAAACGUCAACAUAUAAAUACAUUGAGCCAAUCAUGUGCUGUUUUGUGAAUAUAUUGAGCCAAUCAUGUGCUGUUUUGUGAAUACCGAAAUAGCAUUAGAACCUUUAGAAUUAGUGUAGGCCAUGGGUUCCCAAACUCCAUCAAUGUGGGCCUCCCCUCUGAAAACAGUGACACCUCCGCGCCACUAUGCUAUGCAAUGCAAUGAGUUUUCAUCAUAUUUUCGACGUUUGGCUUUGUUGCCCAUAUUAGGCUCGUGCAGUGAUAAAAUGUGACAUCUGUUAGCUAUCGGAACGUCACAUAUUACCGUCAUGUAGCCUAUGUCCAACCUCUUACGUGUAUGUAUCACUUAUUCAUUUCUAUACAAACCAAGCUGUCGGAUUCCUAAAGAAACGCAAGCACCCACACCAUAAGUGUAUCUAAAUUAGCUAUGUACCAAAAAAUACAUUUUACCGUGACUCGAAGAGCUGUAAACAGUGUUGUAAGGCUGCUGAGCUCAAGCUCCAAGCUGCAAGUUACCGUUCACUGGUAACUUGCUGCUAGCUCGGCUGGCGGCACUGUUGCUAAAUUACGUUAUGAAGUUUGGCACAAUACAUUCUCACUCAGGAUAGGGAUCAAUAAUACUUUCCACUAUCCCAAAGAUUUAGUAUACAUCUCUUCUAUGAUUUAUUUCGAUUUUAUAAUGUUGACAAUUACAUAAUCAUUGAAAAAAAAAAACAUAGAUAGUUCUAACAUGAAAUAAACGUUUUUCCUUCUUUUUUGAAUCAACCUUCCGCGCCUCCCCUCAAAUUAUUUGCCGCCCCCCAGGGGAGGCGCGCCUCACAGUUUGGGAACCUCUGGUGUAGGCUGUCGGCUGAGGAAAGAAAGAUAGAUUCUGUCGGUCUGUCCGAGUGGACUUUUAAAUAUAGCCAUUGUCUUUAGGUUAAAAAGUGUGUAUUGCAAAGUUAUAAACAGCACUGCAAAACAGAAGCAGCAGCCGGCAAUGGAAGUCAAUAAAUAAUUUCUGGGUCAAAGAAAUCGGAACAAAAAUAAAUAUCAAAAUCGGACCCUGAGACCGUUUUUUAAAUCUACUUUUGAUGUGACCAUGAAACCAAAAAUCUGAAGAACAAAGCGUUAUUUGUUUGUUUGCAUCACAUUCAUAAACAAAUAAUGAAAUAAAAACUUUCUUUUUUUUUUUUUUUUUAUUUUGCAUUCUCAAUUGUCUAUCAAAUCAACCGAAUCAUACACGGAACCCUAACACACAUCCUCAAGAUCUUUGUCAAGGUCUAGUGACCAAAACUACUUUUAAAAAUACAUUUCCUUUUUUAGAUGAGCAUCAGUAAACAUACAGGUAAGCCCAAAAUUGUUCCAGAUUUUUAUAUAAAGCGCAGUUUUCUAUAGUUAAUUCCUGAUUUUUAUAUAUACAGUGCCAUUUUAUUUGGUCAGUGUUUUUUUUUCUGCCUAUAAGACAUGAACACGAGACAGAAAGAUGGUCUUGUGCUAGAGAGGAUGUAAAUGAAGCAUGGAAUAGUUCUGGGCUUAGCUGCGUAUCAGAAGCAAGUGUGCACUUUAUUGUAAGAUGAGCUGGGGGGGGGGGGGGGUGGAGCCGGACGCGAGUGCUCUCUCUCAGAGUGCUGUGCUAGGAAGGAGAGCAACUGAGGCAUUAUCUGAGCAGUGGAGGAUCAAGAGACCCAUGUGUGUGUUACAUUGUCCAGAAUCAGGUGCCUUUUGUCCUUUUGGUGCUUUACUUUUGUGUUGUUUUUACAUCUUUCUGAAUGUUUUUUGUUUUGUUUUGUUUUUUAAUUCAGAAGAUGAGUUUGUUUUUUUCAAAUGUAUAUUUUAAAGUACUCGUUUGGGUAUUUCAAGCUUUGUCUUGUCGUUGUUAAUGACUAUGAGUUAUGUGUGCUUUAUUUGGUCUCUUAGCAGUCUCAGACUUUUCAUCAGAUGGCAAGAAUCACAUGCACUUUACUCCUCCAGACAGACACACACACACACCCUCAUGCAAAGACAUACAGACACACACACACACUCAUGCAGAGACACACACACACACACACACACACACACACACACACAAACAAACACUCAUGCAGACACACACAUACACAUACACAUACACAUACUCAUGCAGACACACACACACACACACACAUACACACCGUUUAUUGUAGAAAUGGACAGUCGGGAGUGAACACAAACACAUAAAACACACAGUCACUGUAAAGCUGCCUUAGCUGUGACGGAUAUUGCUGCCACUGUCAUAUAUACAGUACAAUGUUUAUAACUGUUACGCCUCAAGUGUGAGCCUGUCACUGGAGAGUUUAAACUGCAAUGACACAUGACAGCAUAUUGGGUCGGCUACAUCUCAGUUAAGUUUAACCAUCUAUAAUUUUUAUUUUUUUUCCAUUGUGAAAUUGUUUUGCUUUUUCUCGGCACAGAGAGACUGAAACUGCCAUUUGUUGGAAAUCUGUUGCAGGUGAUACUACCAUGAUCUAUAACACACCAACCUGUCAGCUGAGAGGAAUAUUUGUAUAUCUUGAUCUGUGUCCAUACAUGGUGAAGCAAAGGUCACCAUGCAUUCUGCUAUCAAGCCUCGUCUGUAUAGAGCACUGUUGAUUGUCCUCCAUUUUUAAACACCCUCUCUCUUGUCCUGAAGAGAUCGCGUUCACUCAGGAAUGAAUUAUGAAUAAAUUAUUAUGAUUGCUUUGAA
Alosa sapidissima (American shad) is the source of this 5258-nucleotide messenger RNA. RefSeq names its product major facilitator superfamily domain containing 1 (gene mfsd1). Bases 115 to 1518 code for a protein of 467 amino acids. Gene Ontology annotation, molecular function: transmembrane transporter activity. Gene Ontology annotation, biological process: transmembrane transport. The record is from RefSeq and is a predicted model, not a curated record. NCBI's taxonomy places the organism in Eukaryota, Metazoa, Chordata, Actinopteri, Clupeiformes, Clupeidae. Gene Ontology annotation, cellular component: lysosome. The transcript is spliced from 15 exons.